GUGUGGCAGCGACUCGGUUCCUGUCUCUUUCAUCUCAAUCUUAUUUUAAUUCCAACUUUCUCUACAAAAAUCAAUUCCUCGUGCUUCCUUUUCCCAACUUCUCUAUCUCCCUUUCUUAAUCUCUCCUGCAAAAGCAAUUUCACAAACACAAAGUAUACUUAAGCACCAAAACUUUGUGUUUCAGGUCAGCCCCUUUUUUGGUCCACUGUAUUAUUUUCAAACAAAGUUUGGGUUUUUACCCCAUCUGGGUUGGUGUGCUGGUUUUCUUCGCCAUCAAGUUUCAAUCUUUCCAUGAUCAUGGAAGUGGGUUUUGGUUUAUAAUAUCUCAACAUGUUCUCCACCGCCACAGUUUCUGUCCCCAAACGCAUGGGGUUCAGAGUCGGUGUCACUUUGUUCCUGAAUAUCUCCUUCCUCAUGAUCGUGUUUUGUGUUUCUCUUAUUGCCCACUUCCAUUCUUCGGAUCAUGUUGUUCUGAGGAGAAACCUGUUAGGCUUGAGGGGGGUUGAAAAAGAUUGCAAAAGUUUCCACAAAUUGAAAGACUCAAAAGCCAAGUGUUUUUACUUGAAAUCCAAUGAUCCGUGUGUUUCUCAGGGUUAUGUCGACUACCUUUACAUUUUCUAUUGCAAAGUGGGGGAUUUCCCUCUUUUGGGUCAUAGUCUUUUGUUUCUUUGGCUUUUGGUUCUGUUCUACCUGUUGGCCAACACAGCCUCCGAAUACUUUUGUCCUUCUCUUGAGAAUUUGUCCAAAUUGCUGAGGCUCUCUCCCACAAUUGCUGGGGUGACUCUUCUCUCUCUUGGAAAUGGUGCUAAUGAUGUUUUUGCCACCCUUGUCUCUUUUAAGGGUAGUGGGACCCAGGACAUUGGUUUCAACACUGUGCUUGGAGGUGCAUCCUUUGUUUCUUGUGUUGUGGUUGGAAUAGUAAGCAUUUCAAUUAGGCAAAGGGGGAUUCGGGUCAAGAAGUGGGCCUUGGUGAGAGAUGUCUGUUUCCUUCUCCUGGUUCUUUUCUGUUUGUUGAUCAUUUUGAUCACAGGUGAAAUCAGUGUUCCUGGGGCAAUUGGUUUUUGCUUGAUGUAUGUGGUGUAUGUGGUGGUUGUUUAUGUCUCAUCUAAACGAGGGAACAAAGGUGUAUGUGACGAUGCUGAUACUGAAAGUGAUGGUGAUUUGAGUCAUGGUGGUGGCAAUGAUUUAGGUGUGCCUUUGCUUAUUGGGAUGGAGAAAGGACUUGCAGAUACAACUCUGGAAUUUGAAGUGAAAACAGGGAGGAAAUGUUGCUGUUUAAAAUCUUCAAUUUGUAGAAUGUUACUUUGUGUCAUGGAGAUGCCACUUUACUUGCCUAGGAGAUUGACAAUUCCUGUUGUUUGUGAAGAAAGAUGGUCCAAAGGGUAUGCAGUUUGUUCAGCUAUGCUAGCACCACUUCUACUGUCUUUCUUGUGGGUACCAAACAAGGAAAACAACUUCAACCCAAACCUUAUUGUUUGUGGAAUUGCAUUGUUGGUUGGGAUUACACUAGGGGUAACAGCAUUUUUCACAACCAAUGUGUCAAGCCCUCCAAGGAAGUACUUGUUUCCUUGGCUUGCAGGAGGGUUUGUGAUGAGUGUGACUUGGAGCUACAUUUCAGCUCAAGAAUUGGUGGGGUUGCUGGUUUCACUUGGUUACAUAUGUGGGGUCAGUCCUUCAAUUCUGGGGCUAACAGUUCUUGCAUGGGGGAAUUCACUUGGGGAUUUGGUGACAAAUUUGACAAUGGCUUUGUAUGGUGGAUCAGAAGGUGCUCAGAUUGCAAUAUCAGGGUGUUAUGCUGGUCCUAUCUUCAAUAUAGUGGUUGGAUUAGGCUUAUCUCUUGUGAGCACUACUUGGUCAGAGUACCCAUUUUCUGUUGUGAUUCCUAAAGAUCCAUAUCUUUGGGAGACAUUAGCACUUUUGGCAGUUGGAUUGGUUUGGGCUCUUGUUGUGUUGAUUAGAAGAGAUAUGAAACUUGAUGCAGUAUUGGGAGUAGGACUCUUGGUUAUUUACUUCAUUUCUCUGUUUCUGAGGCUGAUUCAGACACUUGGGUCACUCCAAUUUCAGAAUAUGAUAAACUCACUCUUCAUAACAUCAUAAGAGUUUUGAAUUUCUCAUAGUUAUUAGUCACUCACACCACUUUCUGUAUAAAGUUCUACAUAGAUAGGUUUUGCUUUAGUCUUUUGUUUGGCUAACUAAAGAUGCCAUUUCUUUGUAUAUUAAGAUCACAGAGUUACGUAUAGUGGGAGAAGUAUCAAUUUGCUCUCCCUACAAGUGUUUGAUAAAGUUUUUGUUUUCAUAAAAGUAAAAUUUGAUUGAUUUAA
This is a messenger RNA of Vigna unguiculata (cowpea), 2321 nucleotides long. Its product is annotated as cation/calcium exchanger 2. Gene Ontology annotation, molecular function: monoatomic cation transmembrane transporter activity. NCBI's taxonomy places the organism in Eukaryota, Viridiplantae, Streptophyta, Magnoliopsida, Fabales, Fabaceae. Gene Ontology annotation, biological process: monoatomic cation transport; transmembrane transport. The record is from RefSeq and is a predicted model, not a curated record. Gene Ontology annotation, cellular component: membrane.